UAGAAUGACCAGUAGAAUUAGAAAUUGAUCGUGAUCAAGAUCUAAGAAGGGUCAAACAUGGUGUUACCUCUCUACAGCUUGAACACCCUCAGAUUGGGCUAUUCAAUAGUUUCUUGUACAUUUGCUUCCACAGCUAAAAUAUUUGUUGCUGGAGACCUAAAACCCUCACACAUUUCUCUUCAAAAUCAUCUACUUCACAGAUCCAUCACCUCAAAAAUCUCAGCAGACCGACACAAUUUCACAGUCGCUUACCUCAUAAACUCAUGUGGGUUGUCCCCAGAAGGCGCAAUUUCAUCAUCCAAGUGGGUAGAGUUGCAAUCCUCACAAGGAGCAGACUCUGUUUUGGCCCUUUUGAGCAAACAUGGACUCUCUGAAACCCAGAUCUCAAAGGUUGUCAGUUCACGCCCUGCUAUUCUUGUAGCUGAUCCUGAGAAAACCCUUUUGCCCAAGCUUGAGUUUUUCAGCUCUGUUGUAGUUUCAAGGGAAGACUUUGCUAGAAUUCUAUGUUUUAAUCCCCACCUUUUGUCAAGAAGCUUGGAGAAUCAUAUUAUACCCGCUUAUAAUUUUCUCAGGAGUCUGAUUUCCGAGGAAAAUGUAGUUGCUGUUUUGAAGCGCAGCUCAUGGAUUUUCCUGGAAAAUCGCAGAAAGAAUGUGGUCCCCAAUAUUGAGCUUUUGAGGGAAUUGGGUAUGCCCCAAUCAUGCAUUGCUAGCUCACAACACUAAGAUCUUGAUAC
This is a messenger RNA of Prunus mume (Japanese apricot), 734 nucleotides long. Lineage: Eukaryota; Viridiplantae; Streptophyta; Magnoliopsida; Rosales; Rosaceae. The record is from RefSeq and is a predicted model, not a curated record.